AUGAAUUCAAGGAAGUUUACUCAAGGGUUUCUUUUAAUUGUACGUGAUUUACCAAUCGGUAUUGAUCCAAACUAUCUAGGUUCCUAUUUAAAUCAAGCAGGAACUGUUUUAGAAUGUCGUGUUGAAGGAACAAUUGGAUUUGUAUUAGUAGAAUCAGAAAAUAGUGCAAAUUUAAUCAUAGCUCGUUUAAACUAUAGUAAAUUUAAUAACAUCCCUAUACGAAUUAUAAAAUAUGAUGAUACAACUCGACGAAUUGUAGCUGAUGGAAUUGGUGUUGUUAUAGUACGAGGAUUGGGACAAUCUGCUGAUAUAUCCGAAGUUCAUAAGUUCUUUUCCAGAGUUGGUGAAGUUAUCUCUGUUCAAAUUCCAAGAACAGAUUGGGGAUCAUUAGGAUUCGCAUUCGUUCAAUACAGAGAUAACAAAACAGCUCAGAAAGCUUCUAUUGAACUUUCUGGUUUCCGCGUUGAUGGAAAUCCAAUAACAGUUAAUUUAAUAAAGAAAAACGGUGUCAUCGUGAAAACAAAUACAGGAGGGGACAUUAAAGUACAGCAACCAUCAAGAGCGCCAAUUGCUGCUCAUGUUGGCGAUAAACAGCAAUAUUAUAAUCAACAUCGUUACAACACUCCAAAAGUUGCAGUGCAUCAAAAGGAUAUACAAAUCGAUGUUUCUCUUCCUAAAAAGCAACACCCUUCUGGUCCUCAAAUCUCAAUUACUCAAUCUUCGGAUACAAAUCGCAGAUUAGACAUCAGAAUAUAA
Molecule: messenger RNA, 756 nt
Organism: Trichomonas vaginalis G3
Lineage: Eukaryota; Parabasalia; Trichomonadida; Trichomonadidae
Product: RNA binding
Exons: 1
Coding region: 1-756 (251 amino acids)
Cellular component (GO): cytosol
Molecular function (GO): mRNA binding
Source: RefSeq, a predicted model, not a curated record